Messenger RNA from Closterium sp. NIES-65, 7230 nucleotides. NCBI's taxonomy places the organism in Eukaryota, Viridiplantae, Streptophyta, Zygnematophyceae, Desmidiales, Closteriaceae. The record is from the annotation of a GenBank genome assembly.
AUGGCGACGAAUUUCGUGAAGGGUGGUAUCGCAGGCUUAAGAACGAGCUCGAUUUUCGUUUUUGCAUGCCUUGUAGCAGCGCUCGUGCCGGCAUGUUCGUCGAUCGGACCCAACCCUAGCAUCUCGUCUCUUUCCGCCUCUCGCGGCAUCGCCUCGCCGUCGCAUGCGGCGCCCAAGGCGGGUCCGCAGAUCAGCAGCCUGCUGCUGCUACUGCCGCCUCGCGCGCGCAAUCCCGUCAGAUUCCAUCUCCUCGGAUCCAACGGCUGCUUCUCCUGGGCAUGGGACCAUCAUGACCUGCUGCACGUGCAGCCUCUUUUCAACACCACCGAUGACGCUGUCGCAGCAGAAGCAGCAGGAGCGGCACGAGGGCAAGCGUGGGGGUCCCAUGGCAGCAGCAGCAGCAGCAGCGGCGGCAGCAGCGGCGGCAGUGGCGCACGCGGGGGGUGUUCAACGAGCGCGCUGAUCUCGUCCAUCGCGCCGUACUCGGGCGCGCCGCGCACCACAGCCGUCAUUGCCACGGACCUGCUCUCCGGCGCCGUGCUGCGCUGCGAGGUGCGCGUGGACGUGGUGCAGCGCGUGGCCAUAUUCCACCGCAGCCUCAAGAUGGGCCUCUCCAGCCUCGCGGACCUCGAGGUGCUCGCCUUCAACGACCACGGCGACGUGUUCUCAUCCGUGGCAGGGCUCGCCUUCCUCUGGACCCUCACGCCCCUCGGCUCGCCCUUGCCCGCCCACCGCCAACCUGCGGCCUCCACGGCGCCACGUGGCGAGCAGGCAUUGGAGCACCGCCUGCAGCACGUGCCGCUGGAGGAGGCGGCGCUGCUGCUGGCGGGCGGCGAGGAGGGGCGCGGCGCUGCUAGGGACGACCUGGGGGUGGGUGGUGUGGGUGCUGGGCUGGGGGGCCGAGGAGUGGAGCGGUCAGACGUGUAUGUGGUGAGGGGCGUGGCACCGGGGCAGGAGAGGGUCGCCGUACAGCUCAUGGACGCUGACGUCACCGCCGCCGCUGCUGAUACAGCAGGAGCAGUAGCAGGGGGUGCGGCAGCACUGCCAUCGGACGCCAUAACGCUGACGGUGGCGCAGGCCUUCUCCCUGCAGCCGCCCUCCCCCGUGCUGCUGCUGCCCGGCGCCCGCCUGCCCUUCCGCCUCCUCACCUUCACCCACAAUGCUCUGCAGCGUACGCCACCCACACCCCCUUCUCCUCGCCCUCCUUCGACCUGUCCCUCACCCACCCCCCCUCCCCCGACCCCCUCCCUCCUCCCCUACCCGCACCUCCCUCCUCGCUCACCCUCCUCUCCCUUGUCGCUCACCCUCCUCUCCCUUGUCGCCCACCCUCCUCUCCCUUGUCGCCCAUCCUCCUCUCCCUUGUCGCCCACCCUCCUCUCCCUUGUCACCCACCCUCCUCUCCCUUGUCGCCCACCCUCCUCUCCCGCACCGAGCAUGCUGUUUUUUCCAGCUGCCGCUUCCCUUUCGCUUCACUACGCGUGGGCAACAGGCAACACCUCAGUGGCAUCAGUGCAUCCUGCACAGGGCGUGCUGACCGCGCUCGCCCAGGGCGCCACCACGCUCACCGCCACUGAUGUGCGCUUGGUGGACCACCACCAGGCCGCCUCCAUCCACGUCGUGCUACCUGGCGACGUCAAGAUCUUCCUCGCGCCACUGGCGUUGCACCCAGGGGACGGUGUGGGCGGGGGCGGCGGCGAGGGGGAGGUGUGUUCUGGUGCAGGUGCAGCUGGGGCAGGGGGUCUGCCUGGGGCUGUGGCGUGCAGGGCUGUAGCGGAGCCUGUGGCCAGUGGGGGGGACACGUGGCACCUUGUGGUUGGGCGGGAGUAUGCCCUGUGGGUGCAGGUGUUUGCACACGGGUGGCCCAGCCGGCCUGUGCUGCUCACAGAGGCCGACACGCUGCUGCUGCGCUUUGACCACCCACCGCUCUGGACGGUCGUGAACGAUGCUGCGCCUGCCUCUCUGCCUGCACAGGCGCCUGGUGGCAUGGAGGGGGGAGGUGGUGGUGGGGAGGAGAGGAGCCGUGUGGUUGUGGUGCGCGGAGGGCAGCAGGGGCAGGGCGAGGUGCAGGCUGAACUGCAGUACCGAGAGGUGAAGAGCGGUGGGAAGGGGCGGGAGGAGAAGGUGGUGGCGGCGCAGGGGAUUCGUGUGUGCGACCCCGUGCUGGUGCACCUGCCCUCUCCCACAGCCACUGCCUCUGCUCCUUCUUCUGCUUCGUCAUCUUCCCCCCCUGUUCAAGUGGUGCACCUGCCGUGGGUGCCGCAGCUUCACUCUGCGCCGCCACCCCAACGGCAGCACCUGCUGCUGCUGGCGUCGGGAGGUGAGUCCAGGCACACGGGCUUGCCAUCUCACACCGUUUCUGCUUCUGAUUCCAUUCCAUCUCAUUCCGUCGCCCUCAAAUCCGUGUACCCGGCACCACCACCAGGGUGUGGCGAGCGUGCUUCUGACUAUGUGUGGACCAGCACUGACUCCACCAUCGUCCACGUGGCGCCCUCUGGUUGGCUGACGGUGGCCGGGCCGGGUGUUACGAUGGUGCGAGUGGCAGCAGCAGUGGACGGCAACAACUUUCACCAGGUGCGCGUGGUGUUCUCUGAGCUCAGAGGGGGAACAGAGGAAAGGGGAAGGGGGAAGGGGGAUGAGAAAGCGGAGUGGAUGAAUCAGGGAGCUCACCCAUCCCCACCCAUGCACGUCCGUACCACUCUUGCCACUGCCGCCAUGGCACGGAAGCAGGUGGAGGUGCGGGUGAGUGAGCCACACACGAUGCAGGCGGUGGGCGAGGAGGAGGGCAGCACCUUGCAGCUGAGCGUGGGUGUGGAGGCGCUUGUGGGCCACUCCCUGCUGCUCGCUGCCCGCCUCCUCUCCUCCUCAGGAGAACCAUACACCAACUGCACCGCUCUGAACCCAUUCGUGCAGUGGCAUCUGCAGGCACUGCUGCCUGCCACCCCUCCGUCUUUCACCCUCACUUCUCCACCCCCAAUCGCCUUCAUGCCACCAUCCGCUCUCUCGCCCAUCUGUGUGUGGACCUCUCUGUCCGCCAUAGCACCUGGUCGCACACAAGCGAUAGCUCUCCUGCCACUGCCGCCACACACAAAACCUGCUGAUGCUGACGCUGGCAGUGUGGAAGAGAGGGCAGGGGGGGGCUCAGAGGGCGCGGGGCAGGGAGUGCAAGGGGAGUGGGCGGUGGCGGGGUAUGAGGCGAUGCAUGUGGUGCAGGCGGGGGACGGGUGGCGCCAGGGCGGCUAUGGGCUACCAUCAGCAGCAUCACCUGCUGUGCCUGGAAGGCAAGGAGACUUGUCUGCAGUAGCGGCAGCAGGUGCGGAGGCCCUAGCAGCAUCAGCGCCAGCCGCAGCAGCAGCGGUGGGCAUUGGAGCAGGGCUGUCAGUGCCGGCUCUCCUGCUGGCGCCAGGGGCGUCCAUGGCCCUCACCCUCUCAGGCGGCCCUGACAGAUCGCCUCCUUCCCAACCACCUGUAAUCUCCUCAAUCGCUCAAUCGCCUGUCCCUCUCCUCCCUUCUCUCUCCCCUUCCCCCACCUUCCCUGCUCCCUCAAACCCACUCCAGCGGGUGACCUUUACAAGAGGCCACCAGCCGUCCUCGCACGCCUCGCCGGCCACCCUCCCCUCGGCGUCCAUGGUGCUGCACUGCGCGCUGCCUGCUGCUGCCGCCAUCCUGCUCGACGACUCCGCUCGACUCCCUGCAGCCAUAGCAGCAUCAGCAGCCUCAUGCCAUCCACCAACGGGAGAAUGCCACGUGGCACCAAUCACCCUUGUGACACAUCAGCACGUGCGGCUGGUUGCUGCAGCCCUUUCCUCGUCCAUUGCACCCUUUGCCAACGCGUCCAGCCAAUGGCUGCACACCACGUGGCAGCUGGAGGGGUGUGAUGACAUGGCAUGGUGGGGUGCAGACGAGCCCGACAGUGGGGGGGGUUCAGGGGAGGAGUGGAGCAAAUGGGUGCACACAGGCGACAAGGGAGGCGAGUGUCGGGUGCAUGUGGAUGUGACGGCACCACACGCCAAGGGGGGCUGGCUGCACAUGAAGCGAGAGGGGCAGGGCGCCCACCGGGACGCCUUCCAUCUGCGCGCCUCUGCCCUCCUGCAGGUGCCCUCCCCUGCCCUCUCUGCUGCUCGCUUCGCAUCUUCUCUCUUCUGCCCGUGCUUUUGUUUUCGCCUAAUUGCUACCGCUGCCUGCUGCUCCCACUCUCGUGGUGUUGGCUCGGUCGCUCAUGCGUGUAGUCUCCGAAUGCUCGCACCGCUGACUCUACCCCUCUCUCAUUCCCCUGCAAUGCCCGUGCGUGUGUGCAUGCAGGUGGUGAAGGCGCUCAGGUUGGAACCGCAGGCCGUGCUGCUCGUCAACCAUCCCCACGCCCAUCAGUGCUGGUUUGCUCGUGCAUGCAUUCCCCCUCACACCUCUCAAAGCAUCGUCUAUUCCAACGCCUAUUCAUGGCAUCCUAUUGCUUCUUCCUCUCACGUCCCCCAGGCGGAUGUGACAGUAACAGGGGGCACCUCCGAGCUCCAGUUUUUCAUCUCUGACCAAUCAGUGGCUGCCAUUCUGCCACGUGGCACUGCAGCAGCAGUCCAGCUGGCAGCGCGUGCACGAGGCGAUGCCACAUUGACAGCAGUGGACGCUGGGCUCUCCCAUCCGCUCUCUGCCAACGCCUCGCCCUGUCUUGCCUCCUACACCUUCUCCCUGCCUGCCCACACCCUCGUAUCUCACCCUCCCUUCCCCUCCUCUCUGCCCCCACAUCACCACCGCAUGCCCCCAUCCGCCAAUCAGGUGUCAGUGGCUGACGUGGCAUGGGUGCGCCUGCACCCCGAGGGCGCACAGCCGUCCACGUCAGCAGUGGCGGGCGAGUGGUGGGUGCAGGUGGGCGCCACGGCGCGCAUCACAGUGACUGUGGGGGACGACCGCGGCCACCUCUUCCCCGCCUCACAGUUCGAGUGGAUGGGUUUGGAGGCGCAUGGCAUGGCAGGUGUGGUCGCUCUGCACUUGCCCUGCUCGCGCUCCUCCUCUGAUGGGGAUGACGUGGCAUGUUCUGACUCGCUGGAGCUCACAGGGACGGCUGUGGGAGUCACCACUGCCUUCCAGGUCCUCGCUUCCCCUGUCCCCUUCUUCAAGCCCUGUUUCCACUCUGCUAUUUCCAUUGUCCCUUCCUCCCCCCCCACCCCCCGCGCUUCUUUUCUGUCCACACACCCCGUGAGUGCGGGCAUCCACCUGUCAACAAGGAGGGUGUUUUCAGACGCCGUGCGCGUCACGGUGUACGCGCCGCUCGCCCUGCACCCGCCCUCGCUCACCCUCGCCCCGGGAGCAUCAUACAUGCUGCAAGCCACAGGAGGUCCCUCCUCCCCAAUCACGACCAUCGCAUUCGCCUCCUCCAAUCCUGACGUGGCACACAUCGAUUCGUCGUCCGGCCUCGUCACGUCUCGAGCGCCUGGCACAGUUGUCAUCCGAGCCAUGGCGCUAGGCUCGGCAGGGCAGGUGUUGAGCGUUGCCGAGUCUCGGGUGGAGGUUCGGGUGAUGGAGGUGGUGGGUCUGAGUGUGGGCAACGGGCAGCUGGCAGUGGGGGAGGAGAUGGCUGUGUUCCCCACCGGGGGGCAUCAGCAUCUUUCUCCUCUUCUUUUCCCCCCUCGCUCCCGCCUUUUCUCCCUACAAUCAGGGAGAGGAUCUGCUCUCGUUCGCACGGGUGUGCCACGGCUACCAGUGGAGUGUCAGCCACAACCAGGUAAGCCCACCACGCCAUGUCACGCGGAUCGCCUGUGGGCUGCCAUCCCUUGCGCCCACCUCACCUAUCCCUUGCACCCACAUUGCCUGUGCCUUAUUUCUCAACUGCGCCCACCUCGCCUAUCCCUUGCACCCACAUUGCCUGUGCCUUAUCUCUCAACUGCCACGCUGCUGCAGCUACAAACGGCGCCAUCCCUUGACGCACAGGUGCCUGGCAGCACCUCAGGGGUGGCAAGCAGCAGCAACCGUGGGAGUGACAGUGCCAGCGACAGUGGCAGUGCAGCGGUGGACAUCGGCUUCUCAGCGCGCAUCACUGCCAGGGCGCCCGGCACAGCCACAGUGGCGCUCACCUUCACCUGCUCCUUCCCCACCUCCUCCAAGCCCUCCGCGGCUCCUCUCCGCCGCUCCUACUCCGCUUCUGCCUCCAUCUCCAUCGUCCCCACGCCCCCUCUCGCGCUUGGCAUCCCUGCCACGUGGCUGCUGCCCAUUGGCUACACCUCCUCCCCUCUGCUCCCGCCCUCUCUCGCUUCCACCACCUCGGGAGGUGCGGCGAAUGCUGCAGCUGCACGCUACUCCUACUCCCUGUUACACGACCAGUCACCCCUAGGCAGCGGACAUGUGUCGCUGGCAGAAGGCGGGCGAAUAGCAACGGGCGAGCGGGCAGCGCUGGGGUGCAUUGCAGUGGCCGACUCUGCCAGCGGCCGCCACGACAUCGCUGCCUGUGUGCGCAGCGCCCAGGUGGGGUUUCUGCUGCGCUCAGGUGGAAUGGAGGCCUGGCCUGGCAUUGGUGUCACCAUUCCUGUAGCGCGUGCUCACUGUAUGAAGUUCUCUUCGCAGCUGUGUGUGUCACUCUGCUGUGGGAAAGUGACAGCAGUUGUGAGUCACCAUUACUGCCUCCCUGCUCUCCCUCGCCUUCCACUCACAUUUUCGACUCCCAUCUCCUGCUUCUCCACCCUCUCUUUUUCGUCCCUCCGCACCAUUCACCCCCUACCUCCCCUCCCCCGCGCCACCUCCAACCCCUGUGCCCCAUGGCAGGCAGCGCAGCUGACGGUGGGGGACAACGACUUCCCCUUCCAUGCGGCUGAGCUCUCCACCAAGGCGCGCCUGUGGGCCAAGGCGCGCCUGUGGGCCAAGGCGCGCCUGCGGACCAAGGUGCGCCUGCGGACCAAGGCGCGCCUGUGGACCAAGGCGCGCCUGCGGACCAAGGCGCGCCUGCGGACCAAGGCGCGCCUGCGGACCAAGGCGCGCCUGCGGACCAAGGCGCGCCUGCGGACCAAGGCGCGCCUGCGGACCAAGGCGCGCCUGCGGACCAAGGCGCCUCUGCGGACCAAGGCGCGCCUGCGGACCAAGGCGCGCCUGCGGACCAAGGCGCGCGUAUGGACCAAGGCGCGCCUGUGGACCAAGACGCGCGUGUGGACCAAGGCACUGCCAGUUGGCACUGCCAGACCUCACCCUCCAACAGCCAAAGAGUGCGCUCACCGGUUGGAGGCGAGCUCAACCGGGCGGCGAAGAUGGUGA